Lepus europaeus (European hare) is the source of this 8545-nucleotide messenger RNA. It is a transcript of the gene CREBBP, whose product is annotated as CREB binding protein. The record is from RefSeq and is a predicted model, not a curated record. Gene Ontology annotation, cellular component: nucleus; histone acetyltransferase complex; transcription regulator complex. Lineage: Eukaryota; Metazoa; Chordata; Mammalia; Lagomorpha; Leporidae. Gene Ontology annotation, molecular function: histone acetyltransferase activity; transcription coactivator activity; zinc ion binding. The coding region runs from base 56 to 7435 and encodes 2459 amino acids. The transcript has 31 exons. Gene Ontology annotation, biological process: positive regulation of transcription by RNA polymerase II.
GCCCGCGGCCGGCCGGGCCCCCGGCGCUGCCGCCCGUCUUGGCGAGCAGGUGAAAAUGGCCGAGAACUUGCUGGACGGACCGCCCAACCCCAAACGAGCCAAACUCAGCUCGCCCGGCUUCUCGGCGAAUGACAGCACCGAUUUUGGAUCAUUGUUUGACUUGGAAAAUGAUCUUCCUGAUGAGCUGAUUCCCAAUGGAGGAGAAUUAGGCCUUUUAAACAGUGGGAACCUUGUUCCAGAUGCUGCUUCCAAACAUAAACAACUGUCGGAGCUUCUGCGAGGAGGCAGUGGCUCUAGUAUCAACCCAGGAAUAGGAAAUGUGAGCGCCAGCAGCCCGGUGCAGCAGGGUCUUGGGGGCCAGGCUCAAGGGCAGCCGAACAGUACGAACAUGGCCAGCCUGGGUGCCAUGGGCAAAAGCCCUCUGAACCAGGGAGAUUCUAACGCGUCUAGCCUGCCCAAGCAGGCAGCCAGUACCUCUGGGCCCACCCCUCCUGCUUCCCAAGCACUGAAUCCGCAAGCACAAAAGCCAGUGGGGCUGGUGACCAGCAGCCCUGCCACGUCGCAGACUGGACCUGGGAUCUGCAUGAAUGCUAACUUCAACCAGACCCACCCAGGCCUCCUCAACAGUAACUCUGGCCAUAGCUUAAUGAAUCAGGCCCAGCAAGGGCAGGCGCAAGUCAUGAACGGAUCUCUUGGGGCUGCUGGCAGAGGAAGGGGAGCUGCAAUGCCGUAUCCUGCCCCAGCCAUGCAAGGGGCCGCGAGCAGUGUGCUGGCUGAGACCUUGACGCAGGUGUCCCCACAGAUGGCCAGCCACGCAGGACUGAACCCAGCGCAGGCAGGAGGCAUGCCCAAGAUGGGAAUGACUGGUAACACAAGUCCAUUUGGACAACCCUUUAGUCAAACUGGAGGGCAGCAGAUGGGAGGCGCUGGAGUGAACCCCCAGUUAUCCAGUAAACAGAGCAUGGUCAAUAGUUUGCCCACCUUCCCGACAGACAUCAAGAACACUUCCGUCACCAACGUGCCAAAUAUGUCCCAGAUGCAAACAUCAGUGGGAAUUGUACCCACACAAGCAAUUGCAACUGGCCCCACUGCAGAUCCUGAAAAACGCAAGCUGAUACAGCAGCAGCUGGUCCUACUGCUUCACGCUCAUAAAUGUCAGAGACGAGAACAAGCGAAUGGGGAGGUUCGGGCCUGCUCCCUCCCUCACUGUCGAACCAUGAAGAAUGUCUUGAAUCACAUGACACAUUGUCAGGCUGGGAAAGCCUGCCAAGUUGCCCAUUGUGCAUCUUCACGACAAAUCAUCUCUCAUUGGAAGAACUGCACACGACAUGACUGUCCUGUUUGCCUCCCUUUGAAAAAUGCCAGUGACAAGCGAAACCAACAAACCAUCCUGGGGUCUCCAGCUAGUGGAAUUCAAAACACAAUUGGCUCUGUUGGCACGGGGCAGCAGAAUGCCACUUCUCUAAGUAACCCGAAUCCCAUAGACCCCAGCUCCAUGCAGCGAGCCUACGCUGCUCUCGGACUGCCCUACAUGAACCAGCCGCAGACGCAGCUGCAGCCGCAGGCUCCCGGCCAGCAACCAGCACAGCCUCCGACCCACCAGCAGAUGCGGACUCUCACCCCUCUGGGAAAUAACCCUAUGAACAUUCCAGCAGGAGGGAUGACAACAGAUCAGCAGCCACCAAACCUGAUUUCAGAAUCCGCUCUUCCAGCUUCCCUUGGAGCCACAAAUCCUCUGAUGAACGAUGGCUCCAGCUCUGCUAACAUCGGGACUCUAAGCACCAUACCUGCAGCAGCACCUCCUUCCAGUACCGGGGUUCGAAAAGGCUGGCACGAGCACGUCACUCAGGACCUGCGGAGCCAUCUGGUUCAUAAACUUGUCCAAGCCAUCUUCCCAACACCUGAUCCCGCAGCCCUCAAGGAUCGCCGCAUGGAGAACCUGGUCGCCUAUGCGAAGAAGGUGGAAGGGGACAUGUAUGAGUCUGCCAACAGCAGGGAUGAAUACUAUCAUUUAUUAGCAGAGAAAAUCUACAAGAUACAGAAAGAACUAGAAGAAAAGCGGAGGUCACGUUUACAUAAGCAGGGCAUCUUGGGUAACCAGCCAGCCUUACCAGCCCCUGGGGCUCAGCCCCCCGGGAUGCCCCCGACACAGCCUGUCAGGCCUCCAAAUGGGCCCCUGCCCCUGCCAGUGACCCGCAUGCCGGUUUCCCAAGGGAUGAAUUCAUUUAACCCAAUGUCCUUGGGGAAUGUCCAGUUGCCGCAAGCACCCAUGGGACCAAGGGCAGCCUCCCCCAUGAACCACUCGGUGCAGAUGAACAGCAUGGGCUCCGUCCCAGGGAUGGCCAUUUCUCCUUCUCGAAUGCCUCAGCCUCCGAACAUGAUGGGUGCACACGCCAACAACAUGAUGGCCCAGACGCCUACUCAGAACCAGUUUCUAGCGCAAAACCAGUUCCCGUCAUCGAGUGGGGCGAUGAGUGUAAACAGUGUGAGCAUGGGGCAGCCGACGGCCCAGGCGGGAGUGGCGCAGGGGCAGGUGCCUGGUGCUGCUCUCCCUAACCCUCUGAACAUGCUUGGGCCCCAGACCAGCCAGCUGCCCUGCCCUCCAGUGACACAGUCACCAUUGCACCCAACACCACCUCCUGCCUCUGUGGCUGCUGGCCUGCCGUCUCUGCAGCACCCAACGCCACCUCCUGCUUCUGCGGCUGCUGGCCUGCCGUCUCUGCAGCACCCGCCACCACCGGGGAUGACGCCGCCCCAGCCAGCAGCACCUGCUCAGCCAUCGACUCCUGUGUCAUCUUCCGGGCAGACUCCUACCCCAACUCCUGGCUCCGUGCCCAGUGCUGCCCAAACACAGAGCACCCCUACGGUGCAGGCAGCAUCCCAGGCCCAGGUGACCCCACAGCCUCAAACCCCGGUCCAGCCCCCGUCUGUGGCCACCCCUCAGUCAUCGCAGCAGCAGCCUACACCUGUGCACGUGCAGCCUCCCGGCACACCGCUUUCCCAGGCAGCAGCCAGUAUUGAUAAUAGAGUUCCCACACCUUCGUCAGUGGCCAGUGCGGAAACCAGCUCCCAGCAGCCAGGGCCUGAUGUCCCUGUGCUGGACAUGAAGGCGGAGGUCCAGGCCGAGGAUGCUGAGCCCGAUGCUGGGGAGCCCAAAGGGGACCCUCGGUCUGAGGUGAUGGAGGAGGAUUUGCAGGGAUCCUCCCAAAUUAAAGAAGAAACAGAUUCUACAGAGCAGAAACCAGAACCAAUGGAAGUGGAUGAAAAGAAACCGGAAGUAAAAGUGGAGGCUAAGGAGGAAGACGAGAGCAGCACCAAUGGGACGGCCUCGCAGUCAACAUCCCCUUCACAGCCACGCAAGAAAAUCUUUAAGCCUGAGGAGCUACGCCAGGCCCUCAUGCCGACCCUGGAAGCGCUGUAUCGACAGGACCCGGAGUCUUUACCGUUUCGGCAGCCUGUAGAUCCUCAGCUGCUAGGAAUUCCGGAUUACUUCGACAUUGUGAAGAAUCCCAUGGACCUUUCUACGAUCAAGCGGAAACUGGAUACAGGGCAGUACCAAGAACCCUGGCAGUACGUGGAUGACGUCUGGCUGAUGUUCAACAAUGCUUGGCUCUAUAACCGUAAGACUUCGCGUGUCUACAAAUUUUGCAGUAAGCUUGCAGAAGUCUUUGAGCAGGAGAUCGACCCCGUGAUGCAGUCCCUUGGAUAUUGCUGUGGACGCAAGUAUGAAUUCUCCCCCCAGACUUUGUGCUGCUACGGGAAGCAGCUGUGUACAAUCCCUCGCGAUGCCGCCUACUACAGCUAUCAGAAUAGGUAUCAUUUCUGUGAGAAGUGUUUCACAGAGAUCCAGGGCGAGAAUGUGACCCUGGGUGACGACCCUUCACAACCCCAGACGACAAUUUCAAAGGAUCAGUUUGAAAAGAAGAAAAAUGAUACCUUAGACCCCGAACCUUUUGUCGAUUGCAAAGAGUGUGGACGGAAGAUGCAUCAGAUUUGUGUGCUGCAUUAUGACAUCAUUUGGCCUUCGGGCUUUGUAUGCGACAACUGCUUGAAGAAAACUGGCAGACCUCGAAAAGAAAACAAAUUCAGUGCUAAGAGACUGCAGACCACACGACUGGGGAACCACCUGGAAGACCGAGUGAACAAAUUCCUGCGGCGCCAAAAUCACCCUGAAGCCGGGGAGGUCUUCGUCAGAGUGGUGGCCAGCUCGGACAAGACCGUGGAGGUCAAGCCUGGGAUGAAGUCUCGGUUUGUGGACUCUGGGGAGAUGUCGGAGUCUUUCCCAUAUCGAACCAAAGCGCUCUUUGCUUUUGAGGAAAUCGAUGGAGUGGAUGUGUGCUUCUUUGGAAUGCAUGUCCAAGAAUAUGGUUCCGAUUGCCCUCCUCCAAACACAAGGCGUGUGUACAUCUCCUACCUGGACAGUAUUCACUUCUUCCGGCCCCGUUGCCUCCGGACAGCCGUUUACCAUGAGAUCCUUAUUGGCUAUCUAGAAUAUGUGAAGAAAUUGGGGUAUGUGACAGGGCACAUCUGGGCCUGUCCCCCAAGUGAAGGAGACGACUACAUCUUCCACUGCCACCCCCCUGACCAAAAAAUCCCGAAGCCAAAACGCCUGCAGGAGUGGUACAAGAAGAUGCUGGACAAGGCGUUCGCCGAGCGCAUCAUUCACGACUACAAGGACAUUCUCAAACAAGCAACUGAAGACAGGCUCACCAGUGCCAAGGAAUUGCCCUACUUUGAAGGUGAUUUCUGGCCCAACGUGUUGGAAGAGAGCAUUAAGGAGCUGGAGCAAGAGGAGGAGGAGAGGAAGAAAGAAGAGAGCACUGCCGCCAGUGAGACCACCGAGGGCAGUCAGGGCGACAGCAAGAACGCCAAGAAGAAGAACAACAAGAAAACCAACAAGAAUAAGAGCAGCAUCAGCCGUGCCAACAAGAAGAAACCCAGCGUGCCCAGUGUGUCCAACGACCUGUCCCAGAAGCUGUAUGCCACCAUGGAGAAGCAUAAGGAGGUCUUCUUUGUGAUCCACCUGCACGCAGGGCCUGUUAUCAACACCCUGCCCCCCAUCGUCGACCCCGACCCGCUGCUCAGCUGUGACCUCAUGGACGGGCGCGACGCCUUCCUCACGCUGGCCAGGGACAAGCACUGGGAGUUCUCCUCACUGCGCCGCUCCAAGUGGUCCACGCUGUGCAUGCUGGUGGAGCUGCACACCCAGGGCCAGGACCGCUUUGUCUACACCUGUAACGAGUGCAAGCACCACGUGGAGACACGCUGGCACUGCACGGUGUGCGAGGACUACGACCUGUGCAUCAACUGCUACAACACGAAGAGCCACACGCACAAGAUGGUGAAGUGGGGGCUGGGCCUGGACGACGAGGGCAGCAGCCAGGGCGAGCCGCAGUCCAAGAGCCCCCAGGAGUCGCGGCGCCUGAGCAUCCAGCGCUGCAUCCAGUCCCUGGUGCACGCCUGCCAGUGCCGCAACGCCAACUGCUCGCUGCCGUCCUGCCAGAAGAUGAAGCGGGUGGUGCAGCACACCAAGGGCUGCAAGCGGAAGACCAACGGCGGCUGCCCGGUGUGCAAGCAGCUCAUCGCCCUGUGCUGCUACCACGCCAAGCACUGCCAGGAGAACAAGUGCCCCGUGCCCUUCUGCCUCAACAUCAAACACAAGCUUCGCCAGCAGCAGAUCCAGCACCGGCUGCAGCAGGCCCAGCUCAUGCGCCGGCGGAUGGCCACCAUGAACACCCGCAACGUGCCUCAGCAGAGUUUGCCUUCUCCUACCUCAGCGCCGCCCGGGACCCCCACACAGCAGCCCGGCACGCCCCAGACGCCGCAGCCCCCUGCCCAGCCCCAGCCUUCACCCGUGAGCAUGUCACCAGCCGGCUUCCCCAGUGUGGCCCGGACUCAGCCCCCCACAACUGUGUCCGCAGGGAAGCCCACCAACCAGGUGCCGGCUCCCCCGCCCCCUGCCCAGCCCCCACCUGCGGCCGUGGAGGCUGCCCGGCAGAUUGAGCGCGAGGCCCAGCAGCAGCAGCACCUCUACCGUGUGAACAUCAACAGUGGCAUGCCGCCAGGGCGCACGGGCAUGGGGACCCCCGGGAGCCAGAUGGCCCCUGUGGGCCUGAAUGUGCCACGGCCCAGCCAGGUCAGCGGGCCCGUCAUGCCCAGCAUGCCACCUGGGCAGUGGCAGCAGGCGCCCCUCCCCCAGCAGCAGCCAAUGCCAGGCAUGCCCAGGCCUGUGAUGUCCAUGCAGCCCCAGGCAGCCGUGGCUGGGCCCAGGAUGCCCAGCGUCCCGCCACCCAGGAGCAUCUCGCCCAGCGCCCUGCAAGACCUCCUGCGGACCCUGAAAUCACCCAGCUCCCCGCAGCAGCAGCAGCAGGUGCUGAACAUCCUCAAGUCCAACCCACAGCUAAUGGCAGCUUUCAUCAAACAGCGCACAGCCAAGUAUGUGGCCAACCAGCCUGGCAUGCAGCCCCAGCCCGGCCUGCAGGCCCAGCCCGGCCUGCAGGCCCAGCCCGGCAUGCACCAGCAGCCCGGCCUGCAAAACCUGAACGCCAUGCAAGCGGGCGUGCCACGGCCUGGGGUGCCCCCCCAGCAGCAGGCAAUGGGAGGCCUGAACCCCCCGGGCCAGGCCUUGAACAUCAUGAACCCAGGACACAACCCCAGCGUGGCGAGUAUGAAUCCUCAGUACCGCGAGAUGCUGAGGCGGCAGCUCCUGCAGCAGCAGCAGCAACAGCAGCAGCAGCAGCAGCAGCAGCAGCAGCAGGGCAGUGGGGGCGUGGCCGGGGGCAUGGCUGGGCACGGCCAGUUCCAGCAGCCGCAGGGACCUGGUGGCUACGCCCCAGCCAUGCAGCCGCAGCGCAUGCAGCAGCACCUCCCCAUGCAGGGCAGCUCCAUGGGCCAGAUGGCCGCUCAGAUGGGACAGCUUGGCCAGAUGGGACAGCCGGGGCUGGGGGCAGACGGCAGCCCCAACAUCCAGCAGGCUCUGCAGCAGCGGAUUCUGCAGCAGCAGCAGAUGAAGCAGCAGAUGGGGUCCCCAGGCCAGCCGAACCCUAUGAGCCCCCAGCAACACAUGCUCUCAGGACAGCCGCAGGCCUCCCAUCUCCCCGGCCAGCAGAUCGCCACAUCCCUCAGCAACCAGGUGCGGUCUCCAGCCCCUGUCCAGUCUCCGCGGCCCCAGUCCCAGCCUCCACAUUCCAGCCCAUCACCGCGGAUACAGCCCCAGCCUUCGCCACACCACGUCUCGCCCCAGACUGGUUCCCCCCAUCCCGGACUCGCAGUCACCAUGGCCAGCUCCAUAGAUCAGGGACACUUGGGGAACCCUGAACAGAGUGCAAUGCUCCCCCAGCUGAACACCCCCAAUAGGAGCACACUGUCCAGCGAACUGUCUCUGGUCGGUGACACCACAGGGGAUACGCUAGAAAAAUUUGUGGAGGGUUUGUAGCAUUAUGAGAGCAUCGCGUUUGCUCCCUUUCGUGCCCCUGGACCUUUUGUACUGAAAAUCCAGGCGUCUAGGGCCUUUUCAUUCCUAGACGGAACUGCUGCUUCCAAGCCAUGGAAGGGUGGAUUGAUGUUUAAAGAAACAAUACAAAGAAUAUAUUUUUUUGUUAAAAACCAGUUGAUUUAAAUAUCUGGUCUCUCUCUCUCUCCUCUCUCUCUCUCUCUCGCUCUCUCUUUGGUUUUAUUUUUUUGUUUUUGUUUUAUUUUUGUUGUUGUUUUUUCUUUUUUGUUUUUGGGGGAGGGGGGUUGGUUUGGAUUCUUUUUGUCGUCAUUGCUGGUGAUUCAUGCCUUUUUUUAACGGGAAAAACAAGCUCAUUAUAUUCAUAUUUUUUAUUUGUAUUUUCAAGACUUUAAACAUUUAUGUUUAAAAGUGAGAAGAAAAAUAAUAUUCAGAAACUGAUUCCUGAAAUAAUGCAAGCUUAUAAUGUAUCCCGGUAACUUUCUGAUGUUGCGGGAAGAUUUUUUUUCUAUAGUGAACUCUGUGGGCGUCUCCAAGUAUUACCCCUGGACAAUAGGAACUGACUCCGGUGUGCACACACGUACACACACCCACACACACAUCUAUCUAUACGUGCUGGCUCAAGCCAAACUCUUGUCUUGCAGAUGUAGAAGUUGUUGCUUUGUUUCUCUGAUAAAACUGGUUUUAGACAAAAAAUAGGGAUGAUCACUCUCUUAGACCAUGCUGAUGUUAAUAGAGAAGAAGCAUUCUUUUCUUUCUUCUAUGUGAAACUUGAAAUGAGGAAAAGCAGUUCUAGUGUAAAUCAUGCAAGCGCUAUAAUUACUAUAAAUAAGAAAACUCAAGAAGAUUCAAUCACUGUAUAGAAUGGUAAAGAACCAACUCAUUUCUUAUAUCAUAUUGUUAAAUAAACUGUGUGCAACAGACAAAAAGGGUGGUCCUUCUUGAAUUCAUGUACAUGGUAUUAACACUUAGUGUUCGGGGCUUUUUUGUUAUGAAAAUGCUGUUUUCAACGUUGUAUUUGGACUAUGCAUGUGUUUUUUCCCCAUUGUAUAUAAAGUAUCGCUUAAAAUUGAUAUAAAUUACUGAAGUUUUUAA